UUUAUAUCGUUUUUCCGGGACGCUUCUGUCACCAAAAAUGGCUUCUCUUGACAGGGUAAAAGUAUUAGUUUUAGGAGAUUCUGGGGUGGGCAAGUCUUCCUUGGUCCAUCUUUUAUGUCAGAAUCAGGUUUUAGGAAAUCCAUCAUGGACUGUUGGCUGCUCAGUGGAUGUACGGGUUCAAGACUAUAAGGAGGGAACCCCAGAUGAGAAAACCUACUACAUUGAACUUUGGGAUGUUGGAGGAUCUAUAGGCAAUGCCAGCAGUGUCAAAAGCACCAGAGCAGUCUUCUAUAAUUCAGUUAAUGGAAUCAUAUUGGUACAUGAUUUGACAAAUAAGAAAUCUUCUCAGAAUGUUUACCGUUGGUCAUUAGAAGCUUUGAACAAGGAUUCUUCGCCAACCGGAGUCAUUGUCUCAAACGGUGAGUAUGAUAGAGAGCAGUUUGCUGAGAACCCAGUGCCUUUGCUGCUGAUUGGCACCAAAUUUGACCAGAUCCCAGAGAACAAACGCAAUGAAGUCCUCACCCGAACCGCGUUUCUGUCUGAAGAUUUCAACGCGGAGGAGAUCAAUCUUGACUGCACCAACCCAAGAUAUCUUGCUGCAGGCACAUCAAAUGCAGUGAAGCUUAGCAGGUUCUUUGACAAGGUAAUAGAAAAGAGAUACUUCACCAGAGAUCCAGGUCAGGUGGCCAGUUUCACCGACAGAAAACGGUUCAAUUUCAAAAGCUUGCACUAUGACUGAGAAGACAUAACUGCAGUCACAGUGGCCUGUGGUUUGAUCAUAGUGCCUGUGGCCUUUUACACCACAACCUUUACACUCACUGUGGCAUGCCAUUUCUCCUUUAUGUUAAUCAGUCUAUACAUGUUUGUGCCAUAUUAUACAAACAUUCAAGCAAAUGCCCCCCAAAAUUGUAAACCAUUUUAAAAAUUGAGAUAAAUGUGGUUGAUAAAACCUGCACAAGAAAUUUACAAAAGGCAAAGGAAGCUUAUAUCAAAAAUGAAAUUACACACACUAGAAAAAUUAUAUGAAAGCAUGUAGGCAGAUGGUAUAAAUGUACAGUGAAAUUUUGUGUUAAAUGUCCCAAUUAAAACAAGUCUUUAAAAUA
Molecule: messenger RNA, 1103 nt
Organism: Monopterus albus (swamp eel)
Lineage: Eukaryota; Metazoa; Chordata; Actinopteri; Synbranchiformes; Synbranchidae
Gene: rabl3
Product: RAB, member of RAS oncogene family-like 3
Exons: 8
Coding region: 38-739 (233 amino acids)
Source: RefSeq, a predicted model, not a curated record